Messenger RNA from Scatophagus argus, 3294 nucleotides. RefSeq lists its product as uncharacterized. NCBI's taxonomy places the organism in Eukaryota, Metazoa, Chordata, Actinopteri, Scatophagidae. The transcript has 12 exons. The record is from RefSeq and is a predicted model, not a curated record. The coding region runs from base 358 to 1470 and encodes 370 amino acids.
UCCUGGUUUUUUCCAUUUCUGGCGAAUCUCUCGUUGAGAGAGGUUGUUUCUUACGUGCGGGUUUUUACAGUAUAUCGUAUUUAGUUAUUAGCCAUUUACUUUCUAAAAAGAACACUGAGUAGAGUCACUGUGGCUUUUCGGGUUGUUUUUGACUGUUUCUUCAUUGAAAAUGCGGCUGCUGAUCACUCUUCUCCCCGUCGUCUUUAUGUUUUGGACUGAGGCCAAUUCCGGUAAGCGUGAGAUUCCAUCUUGAACAGUCGAGUCUACAAGGCAGUCGGAGACACGGUGGUCCUCGAACCAGGCCAUGAGGGGGGCAGCAUCACCAGCAUAACCUGGAAACAUGGUGCCAAUUUCGCCAUGGAGUGGCACGGAGAAGAGACCGUCCCUUACCACGACUUUAAAGUUCGCGGUAUGUUGAAUACUUCCACUGGAGAGCUGACAAUCACAGGACUGAAUCAAACCGACAGCGGCAACUACACGGUGGAGAUCAACGGCCAUGGCAUCGGCACCACUGAGCUUGUGGUCAUCUCUCCUGUCUCGAAACCCAGUGUCUCCGGGCAGUGUAACCCUGAGAACACCAACUGCACUUUCACCUGCGAAGGCAGCACCAAAGACGAUGGACCCAUCACCUAUGAAUGGAAGGCUAAUGGCAAGACCUUGUCUUCAACCAGCGUGCUCACAAUAACACAGGAAGAGAAGGAGCCGCAGUUCCAGUGUGUGCUGAAGAACCCAGUCAGCUCCCAAAGCAGCGAUCUGGUCCCAAACCCCUUCAUCACCAGCAUCCGGGAGAGGCUGUUUCUCAUCAUACCAUCAGUGGGUCUAAUUCUGUUGCUAUGUGGCUCUGCUAUCUUCGGUUUCAUCAAAUUCAGAAAGGAUCGUCAUAAAUGGACACCACAAGAUGGGACAUCACAAGAGAUGUCUCAGAUGCUUCCAGAACACCCGGAGGUGCCAGUCGUUGUGUCCCACGAUGCUAACAACCAACACGAGAUUCAACCAUCAACCCUGACCUCCGUGCAACUUGAGUCCCCGCAUGCCAACGGCAUCGCUGUGGCUUCAGAGGCCCCUGGACCACUCGCUCAGGACCCGACGUGUCCUGCGUCCUCAGAUGACAGCAAAGAGGCUGAAAAGCCAGUGGACCCUCCAGUGGACCGUCCAGACUCUCCAGUGGACCAUCCAGACUCUCCAGUGGACCGUCCAGACUCUCCAGUGGAGCCUACAGUGGACCCUCCAGUGAACCCUCCAGUGGACCCUCCAGGGGACGGUGAAAUGUCCAGUGAGAAUCUGACGUGUGCUGCGUCUCCAGAUCCCACGAAUGAAGCCGAUUUAGAACGUUCAGAGAGCUCAGCAGCGAUGCCCAGCAGCCAAGAAACACUCGGCGAGGACCUGCCUGUGGAUCAGCAGCCAGCAGGAGAUCUGCCAGAAGUGGACCAAAACUGUGGUGCUCUCAGCUCUGUUUUGAAGUCAUCUUGAAGCCAAAUGUCAGAUUCUUUCAUUUUGAAGGGGUUUCAUGUCUGUAAGUAACUUCUGUGAGCUACUGCUUGAAGCAGUGUUACAUACAGGCAGGUGGGUCCAGGACUUUGCCAAAUUACCGUACUACUGCUGCUGCUGCAAGGUUACAUUGUAAAGUAAUGGAGGAUUUGCAGCAAAUUUUAGGCACUAAGCAGUUAAUUUUUGCCCUCAUUUACCAAAGGGCCUGUUUGUUCUUAUGCAGAAUGUACUGUAAACAUGUGAGGAGGUCAUGAACAGUUGAAGAAUUAGCUGCUUUGAUGAUUUAUUGCUGGGGAGACUAUGCAUUUCAAAGUUAUUUCUACAGAGACCUUUCAUUUCAUGACUGUAUCAAAAGACAAAUGUGACUUCUGACUGCUCGCUGCAGCUGAGUGCACUGAUAUUUUUAUAUUUUGAUAUUUAUAAAGUAGCAGAAGUUUGGCACAAGUCACAUGAACUGCAGCUCUUGUCUUACGGUUCUGUUGGUAAAUUGUCCUGACUUAGUUAUGAAUUCUUAGAUUUGAGGCGAAACCAAGAAAAGGGAAACCUUUCAUGUAUAUGAAUGUUACAUCAAUACCAAGCAUCAGCAUUUGAUCACAGCCUUCAUCCGCUCGAACAAAAUGUUUCCAAAUCCAAACUCUGGUGCUGAACUUCCUUUUGCAGACAGGAAUUGAGUUGCAGGUAGCUGCAACACCGGUAGUGACUCUUUCUGCAUAUUAACACUGCAAAAGGAAGAGGAAUUUUGUUGUUGUUGUUGUUGUAUUUUAUAGAAAUACUGUUAACCAAAGAGUACAAACAUAUUGAUAUUCUGGAUGGUCAACAACUCUUACUUGAUUGUCGGUGGGAAAGUGUGGGAUCUCUGAAGGAAAGAAGCUUUUUAUUUAUUUUCUACUGUUUUGUUAUUUGUCAUAUGUCCACCAGGGGUCCGCACACACCGCAGUUUUGCCCCUGUGCCUUGUUGGGACUGUCAUACAGACUGCACGUGUAGGAAGAUGGACGACACUAUAGAACAGUGUUUUCUAUAAUUAAUCAGAAAACAAAUCUGCAGACAUACUGGGCGAAGAGAGAAAAUGGUUAACAAAAGUCAAACAGUAGGAAAUACUGUCAAAAAGGAAAUACUUUUGUAUGUUAUUGUUUGUAAUUUCUUAUUCUCUGAGACACACAUGGAGGCAUUUGGUUUUUAAACUUGUGCUCUUGUAAAAACAGGUUUGGAGAUGUUGUGGCUCGUCCAUCUUCAUGCACACUAUUGCUUUUAUAUAUUGACCUCAUAGAAUAUUUUUAUUUAAUUACUUGGUAACAUUAAAUGUAUUUAUAUUUAACAGCAUAUGUUUGUGAAUAGGCUUAUAAAUUUUAAAUGACAGUACUAUUGACAGUCACAGCUUUAGUGACACUAUUGUCACUAAAGCUGUGUCCCAGACUGUCACUCUGAGCAGGAUGUAGUGCGACUGAAAGAACAAGCAAUCAGCAUAAAGGCAAUUUUAAUUGCGUUAUGCAAACACAAUCAGUAUGUAUUGUAUUUUAAAUAUCAUGUUGUGCAAAAACUUUCACUGCAAUUUGAAAGUGCUGUGGUUUCCGGUGUCAUUGCACAGAGUGAGAGGCAGGUGUCAUGUGGUGACAGAAGUGGCAUCACACCUGCAGUAGCCUACAAGUAACCUGUGAACAGCACUGAUUGUCAGAAGCCUUUUCUCAGUUUCAGGUUUCACUGUGACAUGUGAACACUUCAUAAAGAGAUUUUUUAUUUCCUGCUAUUUUAUGUAUUUUAAAAAUGUUUGAAUUGUACAAUUUGUAUGAUUAAAGCAGUUGAAGGCU